AUGGAAUAUAUUGUACAUAUAUGUGUAUAGGAUAAUUAAACGAAUACAAUAAUCAAAUAACCAAUCACAUAAUCAUUUUAAUGAAAAUAAUAAUAAUAAUAAAUGAACAAUGAUGAUACACAACAUUAUUUCUCGUUCAUUUUUAUUUGUUCAUAUCAUUGUGUAUAUUAAAUUGUCGAAAUGAAUUAAAAUGAAAAACUGAAUUGUCCAUUCAAAGUUUCUUCUCUUUCUCAUCUUCUUUUUUUGCUUCUUCUUCUUCUUCUUCUUGUUUUAAUUCAAUUUUCGCCCACGUUUUCAUAUAGGAAUUGAAUAAAUAAGACUAUAUAUAUAUAUAUAGGUAGAUAGAUAGAUUUAAUUGACAUCUUGUAUAUUACAUUAUAAAAUUAAUUUACGCUAAUAUUCACUUUCUAUAUUGGAUAGUCAUUAGCUAUGUGUAUUUGUUAAUCUAUUCAACUUGAAAAUGAACUGAUCAAUUAAAGAUCUUUUAUUUUACUGUUUACAUAAAAGUUUCAAACAAUAAAUUCAAUACCAGAAUGCUCAAAACACACAAAGUGGUUCACGAAGAAUAUUAAUAUACGUCAGGUAUGAAAUAUAUAAAUUUCAUUAGGAAUAAAGGAAUAGUAACAGUUUCAACAAACUAAUAGAUCAACUAAAAUAAAUGUAUAUUUUUCAUACUGUACAUAUGUUGACACAUUUCUGUUGGAAAUUCUGUAUCUGUUUAGUAUUCUAUCUAUUUAUAUUCAAAUACGGUAAUUGUAACGAUUGUGUACUCCAUAUAAACGAUUUAAAUAACUGUGCGAAAUUGGCUGGAGUUAAGAGAAUUCCAGAAAAAUAUGAAGGGUUUGGAUUUGGUUUUGGUUCAAUCGGUGAUGUGGAACAAAUGUGUCGAACAAAAUGGCAUAUCAAAGUGUAUUCAUGUGCUCAGUUAACUAUUCUAAAUCGUUGCUCACCCGAAUCGACUUCUCAUUUUAGAAAUGUAAUGUGGCAAUUUAUUUUUGAUACAACACCUUAUGAAAAAGCAGCAAACUAUUUAUGUCAACAUUAUAAUCUACGUAUUUUCCGAUACCAUCGCGAUAAAUGUCUUUCCGUAUAUGAGUCUCAAGUUGAAAACUGUUCCAGACAAUAUUCAAACCUUUUGUCUCAAACAUAUUUGCAGUUAGCUAAUAGUAAUCCAGUGAACUCACGCAAUGCCGAUGAAUAUGCCAAUUACAUGAAAUCAGUGUUACGUUCAACAUAUUGUACUGGAACUAUCACAAAAGUUAAUUGUAUCAAGAAAAUACUUGAAUAUCAUUGUUCUAGUGAUAUAAUUGAAUUAAUUCAAAAUUAUUUCAGAGAAACUUUACCAUAUGGAUGUGAACAAACAAUUAAUAUUUCUAAACAUUUAAUAUCAAAUAUGAUCAAUAAAUCAAAUCAAACUGAUUACAUUAUAAAUGAUUAUCAGAAUAUUUACAUAGAUACUAAUUUAAAUCCAAUCAAAUUGAAUGAAAUCAAUAAAAGUUCACAAAAUUCUUUAUAUCAUCAACAAAAAGAUAUAAAAAAUACAAAACGUAGUAACUAUGCAAAUAUCAAUUCAAAUUCAAUUUUAUUAAAAACAACUACAAAAAAGAUAAACAAUCAUUGUAAUAAAUUGUAUAUUAAUAUUAUCAUCAUAUAUAUUUCAUUAUUAUUUACAGUUUUAAAGUAUGAAUUUUGAUGUUUGAAAGUAAAAACAAAAAAAAACUACAAGUUCAGCAGAUUGACAGUGGGUAAUUUAAAUUAAAAUGUUAAUUAAAACACGAAGUUCAGCGAAGGUAUCUCUUUUCAACGAAUUUAUUAUCAAGCUGUACAAUCGUAUAUAUAUAUAUAUAUAUAUAUGAGAAAAAGUACAAAUUCCGCGAGGAAAUGUGAACACACGUAGCCAGCGCUCGCUUUCAACUUGGUUACGGGAACAUAUCUCAGUUUGGUUUUAUAAGGAAGAAAGGAAAGCAGUUAGGAGUUCUAUACUUGAACACCUAAUCGACUGUAACCAUUCUACAGAUCUACAAUUUGAUUUUAAGUUUGUUUCUAUGAUUCGUUCAAAUUUCUCCAGAUUUCUUCGUAACCAACUCUUAAAAAUAGCCGAAGCUCUUACCAUCCAGGUGUUUAAACCAGGAUUAUGUGUACAAAAGAAGUACGGCUUAUCGUUAUCGUUACCUUGGCCUUAAUUAUUUUGAUUAUCCUAUUAUUAUUAUUAUUAUUAUUAUUACUGCAUUCCCCCUUUACUUAUGUCUUAUAUUCUCAUUAUUUUAUUCGUUUAUUUCUACACCUCUAUGACCUUUAAUUAUUAUAACAAAAGCAUUUUAAUAAUUUUAAUCUUCAUAUUAUAUUCACUAAAUCUAUUGUUAUCAUUCAUAUUACGUAAUCUAGUAUUAUAAUCUUUCCAUUACAUCAUCUUGGUUAAUUGUGUUCACAUUUCCUCACGGAAUUAGUACUUUUUCAUGUAUAUACGAUUGUACAGCUUGAUAAGAAAAAUUCGUUGAAAAGAGAUCCCUUCACUGAACUUCGUGUUUUAAUUUUAAUGUUUGAAAUGGGAAUUAUCUGUAAAAUGUUAAUAUUAUUUUUUCUUUUAAAAACUAUUAUUAAAUCUCUUACUCACUUAUCAAUAAGGUGAAGAAGUCAUCUAAUUAACAGGAUCCAAUGAUGAAGAUUACUUUCAUUGAAAGUCAAAAAUGAUAAACUGUUCAAAAGAUAACUUUAAUUAUUAUGAAUCAUUUAUUAACAUUUAGAUUUUUAUUUGUCGAGAUCAUGUUUUCUUUUUCUUGUUUGCAAAAAAAAGAGAAUCAAUAGUAUACAAUAGAUCAUUUUAUUCAGUCACUUAAACACAAUUAUGGUAAUAUGUUCAAUACUCAACAAAUAACUGUUUAUGUAACCAUGUAUACAAAUGAUUUUACUAUUUUGAAUAAAUAACAUUUUUUGCAGUUAUAUCUGAUGAUCAUUUAUUCAUUUCUUAUGUUCUGAUGAUUAAUAAAAGCGUACAUUACUAAAACGACCAAAAUGUCAAGAUUAAACUGUCAGAACCAGUAAGUUUUAAAUGGGAAUCCAAGUCUUGAAGGAUAAGGUAUGAGUUGUUUAUUGUGAAUAAUCAUAUUACUUAAAAUGUAUAAUUUCAAU
Molecule: messenger RNA, 3129 nt
Organism: Schistosoma haematobium
Lineage: Eukaryota; Metazoa; Platyhelminthes; Trematoda; Strigeidida; Schistosomatidae
Exons: 5
Coding region: 659-1693 (344 amino acids)
Source: RefSeq, a predicted model, not a curated record